Messenger RNA from Parus major (Great Tit), 2174 nucleotides. RefSeq names its product espin like (gene ESPNL). NCBI's taxonomy places the organism in Eukaryota, Metazoa, Chordata, Aves, Passeriformes, Paridae. The transcript is spliced from 4 exons. Bases 1 to 1854 code for a protein of 617 amino acids. Gene Ontology annotation, cellular component: cytoplasm. The record is from RefSeq and is a predicted model, not a curated record. Gene Ontology annotation, molecular function: actin filament binding. Gene Ontology annotation, biological process: actin filament bundle assembly.
AUGGCAGAGGUCAGGCAAGAGCCACCAGCGCCACGACCCGUCAGGUUCUGCCGCAUCUGCGUGGAUUUCCUCCAAAGGCCCGUUGCCGUGCAGCCCUGCGGGCACGUGUUCUGCCACGCCUGCAUCCAGCCCCAGGCUGCCCCCGACGCCAAUGCCACCUGCCCGGUCUGCCAAGGGCCCAUCGAGUCCAUCCGCCUGCUGCAGGGGCAGGAAAACCGGGCCGGGCUGGCCCCGCGUCGGCGCCGCCGCCUCCAUCCCUUUGUGGAGGAGGCCCCCGCCUCUGCCCCCAGCAGCCGCCCGGCCCGGCAGGGGAUGGAGCCCGGCAGGUCGGUGCCGGCGGAGCUGAAGCUCCGCAAGCCCUCGCAGCGGGCCAGGAUCCCGGCGCCCUUCCUCGCCCACCCGGACGGGGUGCCUGGGACGGCCAGGACCCCCGGGCCGGACCCCGCGGAGGCAGACGCGGAAUCCCUGGUACCCACACACGAUGAGCGGGGCCGGCUCAUCCCCGAGUGGAAGCGGCAAGUGAUGGUGCGGCGGCUGCGGGCCAGACUGGGGGACGAGGACCCAGCGGGAGAGCAGGUACGAGGGGCACGGGAAGCAGAGGGGGAUGCAGCCUCCUGGAGCUUCUCGCCCUCCCACCAAGCCGUGCUGGGCCCGUUCGGGGAGCUGCUGACCGAGGCGGAUCUGCAUCAGUUGGAGAGGGCAGUGGAGAGCCUGCGGCUGCGGCGGCGUGGCGAGGUGUACCAGAGCGAGCUGCGCCGCCUGGUGCGGGAGCUACGCGCCCUCUUGCCCGCCCCGCUGCUCAACAUCUCCGUCCGCAGCCCCCCGCCUGCUCCGGGGCUGCCGCUGCCCCUCUGGUGCGGCCGCCUGGCCGGCGCCGUCAAUAGCCUGGCCGCGCUGCUGGGCAACGCCGAGGGGCUGCGGGCUCCCUCCGCUGCCGUCGCCGCGCCCGCCGCUACCCCGGCUCUCCCCGCCGCCGCCGGACAUCCCCGGGAGCCGGGGGGCAGCCUGGCGCAGAGGGAGAUCCGGCAGUGUGGGGUCUGCGUCCGCAGCCUGCGCGGCGCCUUCGAGCCCGCCUGGGGGGCGGCGGGGAGCGCCCCGGCCGGGGGCGGCGAGGCGGAGGCCGCCAGCGACUCGGGCAUCAGCUGCGAGGAGGCGUUUUCCGACGGCGGCGGCGGCUUCCCGCCGCAGGGGAAGGGGCUGGGGCCGGAGUGGGGCAGCUUGAGGAAGGAGCGGAUCGUGAUGCUCUUCCUGAGCCACUGGAAACGCUCCGCUUACGCGCCCCUACGGCCCGCCGGCGGGGAGCCUCGGGAGACGGCGGGGAGCGGGGCCCGGGCGGCCGCACGCCUGGCGCGGCAGAGAGCGGCCAUCCAGCGGCUCCUGAACGGCUGGCGAGAUGCCGCCUCCCGCCGCCCCCCGCCGCCGCCCCCCGCCCGCACCCUGCUCUCCCCGGAGCAGUUCGUGUCGGCGGCGGGGGGCGGCCCGGCCGCGUACGAGAGCCUGUCGCUGGAGCUCUUCAUGCUGGGCUAUUUCCGCAUCUUGGAGCAGGACCUGUCCCCCGAGGAGCGCCGAGGCCGCCACCUGCUCUGUUUCGAGGUGUUUGAGCAGCUGGGCCGGCACGGCUGGCGGGCGGUGCGGGCCUUCCACCGCGCCGUCAUCGACGAGAUCGCGGCCGGGCGGCGCGGCUGGCGCGACGGCUUCGAGGACAUCAAGGCACGGUACUUCGGGAGAUCGCACAGCCCGGCCCAGCGGCCGGGACAGCCCGGGGAGGAGGGGGACGAGAUUUGUCGCUACAUCGAUCGCAGCUUCGCCUUUUGGAAGGAGAAGGAGGCCGAGAUCUUCAGCCUGGAGGAGUGAUGCCGAGGGGCUUCGGAGGCCGCGGGCUGCAAUAAAAACCUUCUCGGUUCUGUCCCAGCUGAGCGAGGCUUUCCGGGACGGUGAAGAAAGCUGCUAAGAUGGGCCGGCCGCCUCAGCUCCCCGGCUCCCCCUUUCCCAGGGCGAGCGUUUCAAUCCUCGGCUGCCGCCGCGUGUUUACGGCUGCGGCGGAGUGAGAUAAGGACCUUAUUUAUAGCGGCUCCGACACUGAGAGCCGGACGAGUGAGGAGGGCAUCGUGGGGACCCCCUGCUGCCGAUGGGGUGGAGGGAGGGUCCUGUGCGAGUUGUCCUUCCAGGCUCGC